This is a messenger RNA of Gekko japonicus, 2016 nucleotides long. RefSeq names its product ST6 (alpha-N-acetyl-neuraminyl-2,3-beta-galactosyl-1,3)-N-acetylgalactosaminide alpha-2,6-sialyltransferase 2 (gene ST6GALNAC2). The transcript is spliced from 8 exons. Gene Ontology annotation, molecular function: sialyltransferase activity. The coding region runs from base 36 to 992 and encodes 318 amino acids. The record is from RefSeq and is a predicted model, not a curated record. Lineage: Eukaryota; Metazoa; Chordata; Lepidosauria; Squamata; Gekkonidae.
GGAACCCAACCAAAGAAUCACUUAAGCAAGAAAAUAUGAAUCCUGCCAAGAAGAAGUCUAGUUUGUGCCACUGGUCAUUAAAGUCCAAAGUGAAGAUGGACCCCACAUUUGGAAAGCAAUUUGAUUUUGACAUUCCAGUACUGAUGUGGGAGCAGCACUUCACCCCAGAGACUUGGGACAGACUGAAGGAACGCAACGUCCCGUAUGGCUGGCGUGGGUUGUCGUAUGGAGUUAUCGCUUCCACAGUGCAGCUCCUCAAUGACCCUGCCAACAGCAGGCUCUUUGCCAAGACCAGGCCCCCCAACAGCUGCAUCCGCUGUGCUGUGGUGGGCAAUGGGGGAAUUCUGAAUGGAUCCCGCCAAGGCAAGGACAUAGAUGCUCAUGACUUUGUCUUCAGGCUCAAUGGGGCAGUGAUCAAAGGCUUUGAGGAAGAUGUUGGGACAAAGACCUCCUUUUAUGGUUUCACAGUAAACACCAUGAAGAAUUCUCUUAUUGCUUAUGCAGAAUAUGGCUUCACCCAGAUACCACAGGGCAAGGAUAUAUGGUACAUUUUCAUUCCCUCAGAUAUACGUGAUUACCUCAUGAUCAAAUCUGCUGUGUUGGGCAUCCCUGUUCCAGAAGGUUAUGACAAAGGGGAUGAGCCACAGAAAUACUUUGGCUCUGAAGCAUCUGUAGGCAAAUUUAAGCUGCUGCAUCCAGAAUUCCUGCACUAUCUAAUGGAGAGGUUUUUAAGAUCUGAAAUAAUAAACACUCAAUUUGGGCAUCUCUACAUGCCCAGCACUGGUGCACUUAUGCUUCUCACAGCUCUGCACAGCUGCGACCAGGUCAGUGCCUAUGGGUUCAUCACAGAGAACUACAGGAAGUUCUCCGACCACUACUAUGAGCAUGAGAAAAAGCCCUUGGUGUUCUAUGCCAACCAUGACAUGCUGUUAGAGUCUGAGCUGUGGAAGAGCUUGCACCGGGUUGGCAUCAUGAAGCUCUAUCAACAGUGAAGUGGGCAGCUACUCUUGGUUCUCUUGGUGUGAAAGCUUUCCUGUUCCACAGGAGUCCUUUGUCUGUCUUUAUGUAGGUCACGAGUGGAACUGAUACCUGCAGGUUCCAAAUGGAAAGUGCUGUAGCAGCCGUCUGACCUGUUAGAAGACCUAUCUAUGGCUAACAGCCAGCAUAACUCAGAGAAAUUGCUGCAGAAUCACACCAUUGCCAACUCUCCAGCCCAAAAAAGCUGGAGCUAGAUAGAUGAUAAAGAAACAGACACAAUUGUAGCAGCUCAGCAGCCCCUUGCAUACUUUCAAUUAUGCUUUUUCUAGAAGUGAGACGACUGGUCUUUGUGGAAUAAUGUCACGACCUAGUAUGGCAGUUCUUGGCAUCACUCCACUCCUCCUCCUAGCCAACAGAACUCAUUUUAAAUGGGACGAAGGAGCCCGGAGCCCAAUACUGUCCUCCAUUAUGAUAGCCACAUGACAUUGCUUUUAUGUGGUAAUAACAUAGUGAACUAAUGGCUGGGUAACAAAGCCUCAGAACGUCUCUCUAAAGCAGCCAGCUGACUAUUAUGGUCCUAUUGUGGGUCAGCAAGUUCGGAUUCUCUGAUGUGGGAAUUGUGUGUGUGUGAGAGAGAGAAGCACUAGCUGUUCCAGGCAUGAGAGAAUGAAUGUGUAUUGAAGAGACAGCCCGAUAUUUUCAUCUCAGGGCCAGGCACAUACUUCUUUAGGCCCAACUGUGUGGGAAAACUUAUUUAUACCCCUUCUGCUAUACACUGUGGUGGUUUUCAGGAGCAGAGGGCCCCCUCCUAUUCCUACAAGCCUGAUUGAAAACUUUGUCCUUUAAGUUCACCUUAGUGUUAUAUAAAUAUGGGUUGAUCAUGUGACACUUUCUCCUUGCUGGCUCAGAAAGUAGGAUGAAUUAACAUUUAACAUCAGUCUCCCCCUGAUGAGAAUUGGGUUAAACACCUUCGUACUACAUCAGCUGCGGUGGCUCAAGUGGUUAAGACGCUGAACUGCAGGCUGUGGAAGGUCAGUA